AAUGUUUUGUUAAUUUUCCCUAAGAAGCCAAAGAUUCGAAUGAUCCACAAGCAGAUCAAGUAACUAAAUUAAUUGCAAAUGAUUGCAUGAUUUUGCAUUGUUGUGAACAGAGCAAAUGGAAAUUGCAAAAUCAAAAGCUCCAGGGGAAUUGUUGAACUGGGAUGAUAUUAAGAAGAUGAAGUAUUCAUGGAAUGUAGCGUGUGAAGUGAUGAGACUUGCACCACCCCUCCAAGGAACUUUUAGAGAAGCAAUGACAGAUUUCAUGUACAAUGGUUUCUCAAUUCCCAAAGGCUGUAAGUUAUAUUGGAGUGCGAACUCGACACAUAAAAAUUCAGAAUUCUUCAUCGAGCCACACAAGUUUGACCCAUCAAGGUUUGAGGGAUCUGGACCCGUACCUUACACAUAUGUGCCUUUUGGAGGAGGACCAAGAAUGUGCCCAGGAAAAGAGUAUGCUAGAUUGGAAAUACUAGUGUUCAUGCAUAAUCUGGUAAAGAGGUUCAAGUGGGAGAAAGUAAUUCCCAACAAGAAGAUUGUUUUCGAUCCCAUGCCUAAUCCUGAAAAAGGCCUUCCGAUUCGCCUUUUCCCUCACAAAGCUUAAAUUGGCUCCAGAUUGUUAAUGAAUAAUGCUAUAUGUAUCAAUUAGUGUACUAACUAGUGUACCAAUUGAUGAUGUGAUAUAUUUUAAAAUA
Messenger RNA from Camellia sinensis, 689 nucleotides. Lineage: Eukaryota; Viridiplantae; Streptophyta; Magnoliopsida; Ericales; Theaceae. The record is from RefSeq and is a predicted model, not a curated record.